Messenger RNA from Suncus etruscus (white-toothed pygmy shrew), 2732 nucleotides. It is a transcript of the gene E2F1, whose product is annotated as E2F transcription factor 1. The transcript has 8 exons. Bases 1 to 1746 code for a protein of 581 amino acids. Gene Ontology annotation, molecular function: DNA-binding transcription factor activity, RNA polymerase II-specific; protein dimerization activity; RNA polymerase II cis-regulatory region sequence-specific DNA binding. Gene Ontology annotation, cellular component: Rb-E2F complex. The record is from RefSeq and is a predicted model, not a curated record. Lineage: Eukaryota; Metazoa; Chordata; Mammalia; Eulipotyphla; Soricidae. Gene Ontology annotation, biological process: G1/S transition of mitotic cell cycle; regulation of transcription by RNA polymerase II.
AUGUCGAAGAAGGAGCUUCCGGGCCUGCGCACGCCACGCGCCGCGAUUGGCCGCGCCGCCUCGCGACCCCGCCCCCUUCGCCCCGCCCCUUCCCGCCGGGCCGGCACGCCACGCCGCGACCAAUCAGCGCCGCCGCCGCCGCCUCCGUCACGGCGCGGCCGGCCAAUCGCGACGGCGCUCGGCGGCGCGUGGCUCUUUCGCGGCAAAAAGGAUUUGGCGCGUAAAAGUGGCCGGGACUUCGCAGAAAGGAAGGCAGCGGCGGCCGGGGGCGGAGCGGGCGCGGGAGCGGGAUCGGGAGCCCGAAGCCGCCGCCGCCGCCGCCGCCGCCGCCGACGCCGCCAUGGGCCCGCAGCGCCGCCGCCGCCGCCCCCGCGCCCGUCCGUGUCCCCGGACUCGUCCUCUGCCUCGGCCCCGCCUGCGCCCCGGCCGCCCCGCGUGCGGGCCCUGAGCGCUCGGGCGCCCGCCAUGGCCGUGGCCCCCGGUGCGGGCGCGGGCGCGGGCGCGCCGGCGCUGGAGGCCCUGCUGGAGGCCGGCGCCCUGGGGCUGCUCGAGGCCUCGCAGAUCGUCAUCAUCUCCGCCGCGCAGGACGCCGCCGCCGCCCCGCCCGCGCCCCCCGCCGCGCCCCGCGACCCCGACCUGCUGCUCUUCGCCACGCCGCCCGCCGCAAGGCCCCAGCGCCCCGCCGCGCUCGGACGCCCGCCGGUGAAGCGGCGGCUGGAUUUGGAAACCGACCAUCAGUACCUGGCUGAAAGUAGUGGGCUGGCCCGGGGCAGAGGCCGGCACCCAGGAAAAGGUCUGAAGUCCCCAGGGGAGAAGUCACGCUAUGAGACCUCCCUGAAUCUGACCACCAAACGCUUCCUGGAGCUACUGAGUCGCUCAGCUGAUGGCGUGGUGGACCUGAACUGGGCAGCUGAUGUGCUGAAGGUGCAGAAACGACGCAUCUAUGACAUCACCAACGUCCUCGAGGGCAUCCAGCUCAUCACCAAGAAGUCCAAGAACCACAUCCAGUGGCUAGGCAGCCACACCACCGUGGGGAUUGGUGGACGCCUUGAAGAAUUAACUCAGGACCUCAAGCAGCUGCAGGAGAAUGAACGGCAGCUGGACCAACUGAUUCACGUUUGUACCACACAGCUCCAGCUGCUGUCUGAGGACCCUGACAACCAACGCCUGGCCUAUGUGACCUGUCAAGACCUGAGGAGCAUUGCGGACCCUGCAGAGCAGAUGGUCAUGGUGAUUAAGGCCCCGCCCGAGACCCAGCUCCAAGCUGACGACUCCUCAGAGAACUUCCAGAUCUCCCUGAAGAGCAAGCAAGGCCCCAUCGACGUUUUCCUGUGCCCCGAAGAAAGUGUGGAUGACAUCAGCCCGGGGAAACUCCCAUCCCAGGGCGUCUCGUCUGGAGAGGAAGACAGGGCUGCUGACCCUGUCGCCACAGUGUCGGAGCCAUCUUCCUCCUCUCCUGCUGCAGACCCUAGCCAGUCCCUGCUCAGCCUGGAACAAGAACCUCUGCUGCCCCGGAUCGGAGGCCUUCGAGUUCCUGUGGACGAGGAGCGCCUGUCUCCACUGGUGGCUGCCGACUCACUCCUGGAACAGGUGCGGGAGGACUUCUCUGGUCUCCUCCCCGAGGAGUUCAUCAGCCUGUCCCCGCCUCACGAGGCCCUCGAUUAUCACUUUGGCUUGGAUGAGAGCGAGGGCAUCAGAGACCUCUUCGACUGUGACUUUGGGGACCUCACACCCCUGGACUUCUGACAGGGCUGGUGUGGGGAGGGGACCAGGGUCUCCUGAGGUGCCCGUCUGAUCCUCCCAGCCCCGGAACACCCUGUCCCUGGCUGUCUUCCCAGGCCAAUUGAAGACUUAAUUUAUACCCUUCUCCCCAAAGCCUCGAAAGCUUCUCACUCUGGGAUCUGACCCCUGUCAGGAAGGGAAGGAGGCGUGUGGGCGGCUGUGUGUGCACUCAUUGCUCAGCAUACGUCUGCCAGGUGUGAGAGGAUGCAAAUACUGGGGAAUGAACGGGCACAUGCGUGCUCUGAGACCAUGCCCCAGUGUGACUGCGCAUAUGUAUGUACGCGCCCACAUCUGAGCGGUGGAGACCCAACUGCACUUUCGGGUCCUUGUUCCAGGGGCCCCAUGAGGCCCCUGGUGGCCACCUGCCCCUCAACUCCUGACUAGGCCAGGUAGUGAGGCUCUGGUCUGCUUAUUGCAGGAUAGUGCGAGCACUUCCUUCAUCUUAAAAGGUUUUUUUCCUGACUGAAGCUUUAAUGGAGCAUUAUUUAUUUAUCAUUGCCUCUGGCAAGCCUGCAGCACCAGCAAAGGAUGAAGAUGUGGGACAGAUACCCCAGUUCCAUAGACCCCUAUGUGAGAGCAGGUAUCCCUGUUCCCUGAGCUGUCCUUUUGCCUCACUCUAAACAGCUGAGGCCUGAGUGGUUUAUUUAUUAAAUGAUGGAGUGAAACAAACUGACAACCAGGGUUGAACAGAGGGGGUGGGAGGACCCAUCCCAGCUGGCCCCAGGAUGGAUAUGAAGUAGGAGUGCUGAAUGGGGGAACCAUCACCAAAAGUGUGGACAGGAGGAGUGGGUGAAGGGUCUUCCUGAUCUGGCGCACCUGCCCCUUUGGUGAUUGAAGAAACUCCCUCCACCCCACUUCUUGCUGUUGCCCCAAUUUCCAAUCUGCACUUUGAUUUAUCUUCCUACCAGCUCUGUUUUCUUGCUUUGGUAUAAAUAAAUAUUUUGAUUGUU